CACCCCCCACCUCAACUGUUCUGAAAGUCUCCACAAAGUGUCCGCCGUCCUGCCAUGCCGGGAGUGUAACGCGCCUCGGAUCGCCGCUGCUCUGCUGCCUUGCGCGCCACAGUCAUGGCCCCGUUUGGAAAAAGCUUCCUGAAGGCUCGACUGAAAAACAGGACAAAAGAUGCCGAGCCUGUGGUAGGAAAGGAGAUUCAGGUUACCGUCUGUAACGAGGAGAAAGUUGUCUGUGGAGUAACGAAGCACACGACAUGUGCAGAUAUGAUUCAGGCGUUACUGGAGGAUCACAAGUCAAUCCCAGAGAGCAAGCGUCUCCUGCACGGGGAACCCAAAGACUUCUGUCUCGUCGAGCGGUGGAAGGGUUUUGAGAGAGCCUUGCCUCCUUUAACCAGAAUCCUGAGACUCUGGUAUGCUUGGGGUGACCAGAGACCCUUCAUCCAGUUUAUUCUGGUCAAAACCAGCGAUUUUGUGCCUCAGCCCACCAAGAAAGGUGGAAAGUCCAAGGGGACCAAGCCGAAGCGAUGGGAGCACAGUCGCGCUCAGUACACCCAGUCUCUGCCAGUGGAGAAGCAAAAGCGCAUCGUGAAGAAAGCCUUCCGGAAGUUGGAAAAGCUUCACAAGGACAGCAUGAGCUCCCCAGGCGCUGAGGAAAUCGACCGAAUGGUGCAACUUAUUCUCGACCAGGACCACACCAUCCGAGAGCAGAUCAAGCACAUGAGGGAGCUGGAUUUGGAGAUCGAGCAGUUUGAUCUGCAAGAGCAGAAGAAGGAAGCCGAGUCUGAGAGUCUGGUCGCUCAGGCUUGUGGUGUGAGUGUGGAGGCGCACGGCGAUAGCGCAGCGCAGCUGCAGGAGUAUCUGUUCACUAGCGAUGGAGUCGAACAGCUCGAGCUGCAGGUUCAGAGGCACCAGGAGCUCAUCCUCCAGCUGUCCCAGGAUAUUGACACUGAGCUGAGGAGGGCCAACUUCCCUCUGAGCCAAUAUGAGAACAGUGAGCAGGAAGGAGCUGCUGCUGCUUCCUGGAUCCCCGUGGAGACAGACGAAUCUUUCUACACUGCUGAACUCGAAAGGCUGCAGGAUGAACUGCAGCACAGUCUCUUCACUGGUGUGUCCCUGCACAACCAAUCUGCAGAAAUAGAUAAGCAGCUGAAGUACUGUGACGCUAUGUUGCUCUCCAAGGAUGAGGAGUGCUGGCAGCUGGCUGCCCACCUGAGCUCACUGCAAAUUGAGGACAGAGGAGAAGAAGAGCACCCCAGUCCUGUCCCUUUGAAAAGUGAGACUCAGUGCAGCAUCUCACAGACAGUCACUCAGUGCAGCGUUUCACAGACAGUGAAACUCAAACACAGCCUGUCGCCUCUAGACAUUACAGACACAGACUCAGACACUGGGAUUAGUUCCACACACAGUCAGGACUCGCUGUCACCAUGUCUCGACUUCCCUCCCCCACUGGACACAGAUGUUUGAACAGCCCAGUUGAGCCUGCAAUUUAAUGUUCUGUCCGCACUGGCCGCGGUUUGUGCCUGUCACGUCUUAUCAUUACAUUUGAGUCACAGAGCUAAGCAUCGGUUUUCCCACAGUAAGAAUCCCAGUGUGCAUUUAUGAAGAGUAAAGGGCAGUCAACUGAAAUAGUUGAUUGGCAGAAAGUAAUCUGCAUUUAUUUUAGUGAUUGUGGAAUUAACUAUUUCAGUCAUUGUUUAAGCAAAAAGCAUUUUUUGGUUUCAAACGUAAAGCUUCUGAAAGAAGACGAUUGGUUAACAAAACAAAAACACGAUGUGGAUGUUAAGUUGAAAUAUGUUAAAGACAAAUACCGCCUGUCUUGAUGUUAACCAAAACCAACACAUUUUAUCAUCAGCUAUAGUCAGUUUCUCUUCAACAUUUCCAUACAGAAAAAAUAAAUCAUCAAUCAGCAAUAAAUCAUUUUUGCACUGGGAAAUGAGUUAUAAUGUUGGAAAUAGGUUUAAAAUACUUCUGUUCGGUCUCAAAUCCAGAUGGACAGAGGAAAUACCUUCAACGACAGGUUUAAGUGUUUCUGAAUAAGCUUCAGGCUUUCAGAAAGGCAAACAGAUGCUCGUGCCUGCGAUUCAAAAGCUGCUUUAAGAAGCGAGGACUUUUUCUGCCCGAAGCAUCACCAGGCUUAGUUUCUUACGUGUUGUUGUUUUUUAGUUUCUCGAUCAUGAUGAAUGUAUGCAUGUCUCCUGUCUUAAAGUUCUCAAGCUAUUUAUGAAGCCGCACUUCUUUGUAGAAACGUAUAAAAUAUGUUAACGAUUGUUUUAUAUUAAAACAAACAGCUAGCUGAAUUUAAGUUUUAACAUUCCUCUUGACUGUACUUUCAAUAGACUGCUGUAACCAACUGCUGUAAAUGAUUGGUCUUAUGACACAUGCACAAUUUGUAAGGACAAUUUGCUUAAAAAAAAAACAAACAAACAAAAAAACCUACACACACACAAAAGCUCUUAUUUGUCAUGUAAGUGUAUUUUACAGAUGAAAUGUGAUUAUAACUACUGAUCUGAUCAAACACAUCAUAUUCAGAGCAAAAAUAGCACAAAUACACUGGGCUCUAUCUCUGUGCCAAUCAUGCUUAAAGACAACAGCUCUGAUAAAGUAAAAUGUACAUUUCAACUUUCAUAAUAAACACUAAUACUCUUCA
Scatophagus argus is the source of this 2647-nucleotide messenger RNA. It is a transcript of the gene rassf9, whose product is annotated as Ras association domain family member 9. NCBI's taxonomy places the organism in Eukaryota, Metazoa, Chordata, Actinopteri, Scatophagidae. Bases 115 to 1464 code for a protein of 449 amino acids. Gene Ontology annotation, biological process: signal transduction. The transcript is spliced from 2 exons. The record is from RefSeq and is a predicted model, not a curated record.